UCAGACUAGUGGGAAUGUUGCAUUCAGCCCUGACAUUGCAUGCGCGCGUGCUCCGGAGCGUCGCUCAUAGCGUUCCUAUUUCCGACCGAGCCAUCGAUCGCGAGCGCUUUCGCAACGCAGUUCAACGCCGGUAGUCAUCAAGUCAGGUAGCCACCAGACUUUUCGCCCUUUCGAAAGUAACCCUGGGGUUCCUUUCAAGAGUUGUCGAGCAAUCGGGCACAUUUGUUGAUUCGGUCGCCGAGAGGGUGUCAGCCGCUGCACGCCCGGUGAGGAACGGAGUUCACUAUUCAUCGUCGGGUGAUCCGAUGAUCGGUAGGACCGGCAGAAGAGGAGUCGAUUGCCAGUAGAGGUUUCUCUUACAUACAUAAUGAAGUGGUGACGUUUAACUCGCCAUCUUGAGAAACAGAUCAUCCGAUUUCGUGCGGGUCACGUCUGAUAGUGCGCGGUGCUGCGAUUAAAUCGGAGCAAUUGUAGAGCAAGCUCGAGCGAGCGAGCGAGCGAGCUUUCCAAGAAAUGGCGCUGCUCUGGUGGGAGAAGAUAUGUCUAGUGUUAUUAGCGCUCGCCGGUUUAAGGAUCGUCGUGAAGAUCGGCUUUGUGGCGUGGAAGAAGUUGAUCGCUCCUAAUCUUGGAUUUGGAAUCGAUCUACGAACGCAGGGGAAAUGGGCAGUGGUGACGGGCGCGACGGACGGCAUUGGAAAAGCGUACGCUAAGGCGCUCGCCGAGAUGAAUAUUAACAUUGUCUUGGUAUCACGGUCGUUGUCCAGGCUGAAGGACGUAGCCGCUGAAAUUGAGCGCAAGUAUGAAGUGGAGACUCGCGUCGUAGAAGCCGAUUUAACCGAAGGCCAGGUUGUUUACGCCGAAAUCGCCAAAGUUACUCAAGACUUGGACGUCGGCGUCCUCGUCAACAAUGCCGGCGCGAGCUACGACUAUCCCGAACUGUUCACCGAGGUUUCGGAGGAGAUUCUCGCGAGAAUACUGCAGCUAAAUGUGGCCGGAAUAACCGGAGUCGCGAGAGCGGUGCUGCCCGGCAUGAUGGAACGGGGAAAAGGGGUGCUCAUCAACGUGAGUUCAUCGGCCUCGGCUAUACCGAGCCCAUAUCUAACCGUUUAUGCUGCCAGUAAAGCGUAUAUAAACAAGCUCAGCGCCGACCUUGCUACGGAAGCUGCGUCGAGAGGGGUCGUCGUCCAGUGCGUCCUACCCGGCCCGGUCGCCACAAAGAUGUCUAAGAUCAAAAAAACAUCGUGGAUGGCGCCCAGCCCCGAGAAGUAUGUAAAAACGGCGCUGAAAACGAUCGGAAUCGAGGCGCACACAACCGGUUAUCCACCGCACUGCCUGAUCAUCGGCUUUGUAGACUUACUGCGCUACAUAUGCGAAAGCGGCGCGGUGUGGUUGGUGGCAAAAACAAUGCUCAACCUAAGGCGACGAGCCCUUCGCAGAUCGAAAAUAUUGAAAACUUCGAUAGACUCGACGGACUCGCAAACGGACGCACUUUCUAGUUGAUUCGCGCGUUUUUUUUGUAAUGUUCCUCGUUAACGGUUAACGCGAUGCACUGUUUCGUUAGUCGCCCUCGUAAGUUGCUCCUACUUUGCUACUACUUUGUGUUUAGCAAGGUAUUCCAUCGGUUUGUUUUUUUAUGAAGUGUUUCUUUCUUAAAAACGAAUGAUUAUUCAGUUUUUUGAUGCAACGUCCACAACAAGGCAACAAACUUGCAACAUAAAUUACCACGAGAGAAGAUAGGUGAAAAAUUAUGAGCCAUUAAGAUAAUUUUAGUGCUGACGUAUAUAUUGUUUCGUUUGGAAGAUAGUGCUACUUUUCCCCGACAGGUCUUUGCAGGUAUAUUAUAAAUCUACGGAAUGGACUUUUAUGUAUAACACUGCUUAGUGAUAAAAGGUUUAAACUGGUUGUUUUUGGAAAGAACACCUCGAAAUAUAUUAUGUAUAUUGUACCCACGUAUCUACAGUGGUUGCGAUAAUAAAAUUACUUCUUACGUAA
Molecule: messenger RNA, 1992 nt
Organism: Vollenhovia emeryi
Lineage: Eukaryota; Metazoa; Arthropoda; Insecta; Hymenoptera; Formicidae
Product: very-long-chain 3-oxoacyl-CoA reductase-like
Exons: 6
Coding region: 514-1500 (328 amino acids)
Cellular component (GO): endoplasmic reticulum
Molecular function (GO): oxidoreductase activity
Source: RefSeq, a predicted model, not a curated record